AAAUAUGGUAUUACAAUGAAUUAAUUUUACCACUACUUUAUCGAACGUCAAAUUUAGAAAAACUUGAUUUGAAUAUUUCGGUCAAUGUCGAAGAAACAUUUAUUGAUGGAAACAGCUUGAAAGAAAAUAUACUUAAUCAUAUGUUACAAUUAAAUGAAUUUACAUUUGACAUUUAUUCUUCUAUGUCUAUUAAGAAUCAAAUGAAUUUACCAUCGAAAGAAGACAUUCAACAAACAUUUAAUCAUUUUCAAAAUACUAAAAUAAUAUCUUGUGUUGAUUAUUUUCUGGAGCCUUAUAAAUAUGGUCGAUGUCAUAUUUAUACAUAUCCAUCUUUAACGAACUAUUACGAAUAUAUAUCAAACAAUUUUCCAGGUGAUUCAUAUCCAUAUGUUCGUGUUGUAUCAUUAUAUGAUGAACAGCCUUUUGAACAUGGUUUUUUUAUUCGAAUUGCUCAAUCAUUUCCAUUGAUGGAAAAAUUAUCUAUCUUUAAUCGUUAUGAACAAAAUCAGAAAGAUUCUUAUAAAUUAAUGAAUGCUGAAUCGAAUUUAUUAAUUGUUAAAUAUAAUUAUCUUGUUGAACUUCAUAUAGAUCGAUCUCAUGAUUGUUAUAUUGAAGAAUUUCUGUGUGAUACGAAAACAUAUUUUCAAAAUAAUAUUACUCUUUGGAGUCAUUAUGAAGCAUUACAAAGAGUAACAUAUGAUUUUACAAGAGAUGAUACACGAAUUAAUUGUACCAAAAUAAGUGAAUUAGUUUUACUUGAUACAGACCAAUAUUCAAAAUCUUGUAAAGAUUAUUUUCCUUUUGCAAUAAUAGAAUGA
Molecule: messenger RNA, 818 nt
Organism: Adineta steineri
Lineage: Eukaryota; Metazoa; Rotifera; Eurotatoria; Adinetida; Adinetidae
Source: the annotation of a GenBank genome assembly